GAAGUCGCUGAAGCCAAAAGCGCAAGAGAAAGCCGAGAUGCUGAAAGCGCGAGGAGAGCUGGUCCCCUACGACGUGGACAAAGUCCUGCGGGCUGAAACGGUCGGCGACUUCGACGACGCUUGCGUUGCGCCCCUGUAUGGCUUCAAAGACAAGCUGGACUACUAUCGAACUCAGGGAUGCAUGCGUUUUCUGAAAGAUGUUCGAGUGCCAGUGCUGGCAAUGAACGCCAAGGAUGACCCUUUGGUCGAUGCAACGAGCCUUCCCACUGAAGAGCAGGUGUCUGAAGCUGUUCUUCUGUACUACCCCGAGUUUGGCGGCCACUGCGGCUUCAUCUCAGAU
Symbiodinium pilosum is the source of this 340-nucleotide messenger RNA. The record is from the annotation of a GenBank genome assembly. Lineage: Eukaryota; Dinophyceae; Suessiales; Symbiodiniaceae.